UGGCAGUCUCCUCCCCUUCCGCACUUCAGCUCCGCACAGUGUGCACUCUGGAAUGACAGGCAUUCCUGUGUGAAGAGAGCCAGCAUGAAGACAUGUUUGUAAGAACCGCAAGUGCCCAGGCCAGGAUACAGGAAAACAAAAACUCUUAGCAAAUUAGCUGACCUCAUGCUAUUUCCUGACAUUUGGCGGUGACAGUGAGCAAGGAUUUCAGCUCUCCUCCUUUUGUGGAUUUAUCCUUUAAGAGAAGUUUGCUUUUGUCCGGGACAGUUUGUUGUCGUGAGAUACAUCAGACAAUAUAAUCAUGGGGCAAGCUGAUGUCUCCAGACCGGUAAAUCCAGAUACAGUUGAAGAAGCAGGCCACCCCAUUGCAGACCCAGGCAUGGUCAUGGACAGCGUGGAAGCAGGUGACACAACGCCUCCCACCAAGAGAAAGAGCAAGUUCUCAGGCUUUGGCAAGAUCUUCAAACCCUGGAAAUGGAGGAAAAAAAAAAGUAGUGAUAAAUUUAAAGAGACAUCAGAAGUUUUAGAGCGAAAAAUAUCUAUGCGAAAACCAAGAGAAGAGCUGGUUAAAAGAGGAGUUUUGUUGGAAGACCCUGAGCAGGGUGGUGAGGACCCAGGAAAGUUGAAUCAUGCUGUAUUGAAGAAUGGCCAUACCACCCCCAUUGGGAAUGCCCGAUCUUCUAGUCCAGUCAUAGUAGAGGAAGAGCCAGUAAGAACAGCAAAUGUUAGGAAUUCUAUUCCAGAAGAAGACUCAAAGAAGCAACUAGAUCAGGUCUUUUAUUACCCAGACUCAACUGGAAGGCAGCCUAAUUCUGAAGCAGAGUCUCUUCCUGAGAAUGUACCCAAACAGCCUCUGUUACCCCCAAAAAGACGCUUGUCCUCUUCUCACGAAGCAAGUGAGGGGCAUGCAAAGGAUGUCACUUCUUCUGGCAGCACAACAAGGCCCAUCUCCACUUCUGCAUCCUCUCCCACCAUAGCACGAGCUGCCACCACUGCUGCCACAAACCUAACAAAGACUGUGAACUCCGUCAUCGCUCCUUCCCCAGCACCCAGGACUCUGCCUGCUGCUCCUAUCAGCACCAACACUACUGCUUCCCCAAACCUUACUCACACCAUCCCUGCCAAACAGCCCCCUAUCCCUCCCCCUAAGCCAGCUCACAGAAAUAGCAACCCUGUUAUUGCUGAACUGUCCCAAGCAAUAAACAGUGGUACAUUAUCAAAACCAUCCCCACCCUUACCACCGAAGAGAGGCAUUCCAACAACCCUGGUACCCACCUCGGAAUCUGCUGCCGCCUUCACCACAAAAACACCAAGUGAUCAAAGAGAGAAGGGCAUGUGCUCUGUGGGCUGUGAACUACUGCCGACGACGAUCCCACCUCCUUCCCCAUCCCCACCGCUGCCUACUCACAGACCUCCCGAACCUCCACGGUCCCCUCCGUUCCCUGCUAAGACUUUGCAAGUUGUGCCACAAGUUGAGUUUCUGCCUUCCUUAGAUCUGCCCCAGGAGGUUCCCCAGCAGGAAGACCAGAAAAAGGAAGUCCCUAAGAGGAUUCUGGACCAGAGCUUUGGGGAGCCCCACAUACCCGCAAGGCUACCCCUGCUCCCUCUACAUGUUCGAAUUCAGCAGGCCCUGACCAGCCCCCUUCCUGUGACUCCUCCCUUGGAGGGCUCUCACAGAGCUCAUUCAUUGCUCUUUGAGAAUAGUGACAGCUUUUACGAGGACAGCGGUACCCUGGGUCGGACCAGGUCACUUCCCAUCACUAUUGAAAUGCUGAAAGUUCCAGACGAUGAAGAAGAGGAGCAAACCUGCCCAGUGGUGUUUGUGGAAGACGUGACAUCUACCUCAGACAUUCCUCAGCUACCGCAGUGUCUGCGGGAGGAACAGGAAGAAAAGGAGAGUGACUCCGAUUCCGAGGGGCCCAUUCAGUACCGAGACGAAGAGGACGAAGACGAGAGCCAUCAAAGUGCCCUGGCCAACAAAGUGAAGAGGAAAGACACACUGGCAAUGAAGUUGAGCCACAGGCCCAGUGAUCCAGAGUUGAACUUCAAUUCUUGGCCUUGUAAAAGCAAGGAGGAGUGGAACGAAAUCCGGCACCAAAUUGGAAACACAUUGAUCCGGCGACUGAGUCAAAGACCCACUCCGGAAGAACUGGAACAACGCAACAUACUGCAACCUAAAAAUGAAGCUGAUCGGCAGGCAGAAAAACGAGAGAUUAAACGUCGGCUCACUAGAAAGCUUAGUCAAAGGCCAACUGUGGCUGAACUCCUUGCCAGGAAGAUUCUGAGAUUUAAUGAAUAUGUGGAGGUAACAGAUGCUCAAGAUUAUGAUCGGCGAGCUGACAAACCUUGGACCAAACUGACCCCGGCUGACAAGGCUGCCAUAAGAAAAGAACUAAAUGAAUUUAAAAGCUCAGAGAUGGAAGUUCAUGAAGACAGCAAACAUUUCACACGCUACCAUCGUCCAUGAUCCUGAAGUUUGAGAGAGGAACUAAGUGACAUCCCCCCCCCAAAAAAAA
Chinchilla lanigera (long-tailed chinchilla) is the source of this 2516-nucleotide messenger RNA. RefSeq names its product phosphatase and actin regulator 4 (gene Phactr4). The transcript is spliced from 13 exons. The record is from RefSeq and is a predicted model, not a curated record. Bases 302 to 2467 code for a protein of 721 amino acids. Gene Ontology annotation, biological process: neural crest cell migration; actin cytoskeleton organization. Lineage: Eukaryota; Metazoa; Chordata; Mammalia; Rodentia; Chinchillidae. Gene Ontology annotation, molecular function: actin binding.